This is a messenger RNA of Penaeus monodon (black tiger shrimp), 2946 nucleotides long. Its product is annotated as WD repeat-containing protein 17-like. Lineage: Eukaryota; Metazoa; Arthropoda; Malacostraca; Decapoda; Penaeidae. The transcript is spliced from 12 exons. Bases 772 to 2916 code for a protein of 714 amino acids. The record is from RefSeq and is a predicted model, not a curated record. Gene Ontology annotation, molecular function: protein binding.
AAAUCCUUAGGAUAAUCAUCUGACAUCACUCAGAGGAGAAAAAAAAAAACAUACAUAUACACAUUAGUCAAAUAUGCAAUAACUAGUGAACAAAAUUACUAUACGACAAAAAGAACAAAAACAAAUAGGGAACGAAGAAUGUAAAAGCAACCCACGGAAAUAAGCCAGCGCCAAUGAGAACGCACUUGCCGGUUCAAAUCAAUAAAUCCAAUCUGACAUGCCUCAACACACACUCGCACAAAUACCACCACAGCAGUCCAUAUUUUCACUACAUAGAACAUUAAAAGGACUGGAAAGUGCAUUCGUAAAGGAAAGAAAAGAAAUAUUGAUGUUUUUUUUUUUCUUUUUAUAACACUAUCAGACUUAGCUACGCAACCACGUAGACCUACAUGGAAUGUAAAGCGUACAUCAUGAACUAUUUUAUCCAUAUUUCCAAAUCGUGUCGUCUCAUUUUAAACCUUUGUAACGAAAGGAUAGGAAGGUCUGAAGUGGUUUACGAGAGGAGGAGGGGAGAUAAAGGGAUAAGCACUGCCUUUGUUAACAAGAAAAAAAAAACUGGUCUUUAUUCCUUCUCAACGCAGUUCUUUAAAUAGAAAAAAAAACUUCUGAAACGGUUGACGGAAUUAAAAAAAAAUAUAUAUAUAAUGAUAAUAAUAAUAAUAGUAAUAAAUAAAAUAAAAUAAAUAAAAAGCGAUAAAAGAAUAACCGCACGCAUACAUAAAGCGGUCGCAAUGUCUACGAAAAGCGACGGCGUGUUUGGUUCGCGUCGCCAUGGCAACCGCGACUCCGAGGGGAGCGGAGCAAGGAGGAAGGGAAGAGAGAGAGUCGAGGUCUUGGCGUUGUAACUUGGCUCGUCUUGUGGGAAGGAUUAUUUGUGUGAAAAGAACAGUUUCAUGUAUAUAUCUACUUUUCGUGAUUGAAAAUGUAGAUGUAGUUGGUUUCUUAUGGGAUAACAGUGAUGCUUGGAACAUCCAUGGCAAUGCAAACUACCUGCGGAGUGCCGGCAGCCACUGCUUGUUGGCAGGAGGGCUAAAGACCUCGGCAGACCCCACUGGAGGUCUUUCAUCCCGAGGGUUAAGAUGCUCGCCUUCUCUUGGAGGGACUGACACUUUGACUGGGGGCGGGAUGUUGCAACAAUUGGCACUCCUGGCAGCAGGUGCCCAGCCGUGGCACCACAAUAUUUGCACUGCGCAUGGGAGGCGCUUUGCUUAUGCUGCAACACUUGCUAUAUAUGUGUAUGAGGUGGAAGAGGGCAGCAGUGACUGGCAGCUGUUUAGCAUCUUGGCAAAUCACCGCAAGACAAUCACGUGCCUUGACUGGCACCCUACAAAUGAAGACCUACUUGCCAGCGCUUCAUUAGACCAGCGUGUGUGUGUAUGGAGUGUCAGCAGUCAGAGUGUGCUUUGUACCAUAAGCAUCUGCAGAGUACCAACUGUGGUAGCAUGGUGUGUUGGCCACAGAGACCUUCUCUCCUUCUCCACCCAAAUUGGACCUGUUCAGCUGUGGUCAUAUGCAAAUAACAGUGAACCAUACCAGUACUUUGAGGAUUAUGGUUACUCUAGCCCCAUCAUUACAUACCGCUGGCACCCCACUGUCCCUGGGAGGCUUGUAGUGGGCCAUGAUGAUGGCAAAAUUACAGUCUACAGGGAAGACAGCGGAAAGUCGAGAUACUCAGCUUUUCCUGAAGGAGCAGAGGACAAUGAAGAUCACAGCCUUGUCACUCUUGAAUGGGACACUUGUUCUCCUGACUACAUAUUGAUUGCGUAUAGAGGUGGCUCUUUGUGGCUUGUGGAUAUCAACACAAUGAUGAUCAUCACAAAGUAUGUGAUGCCCAUUUCAGCCAGUGUUAACACCCUUGCCUGGCUGCCUGAUGCGCCCGGGAUGUUUGUGACGGGAGAUUCAGAGAAAGGUAUACUCAGAGUCUGGACUGUAUCCAAACCAACACCUAUUGAGAAUAUUGUCCUGAAAGACACUGGUUUCCAUGUCCUUUGUACAACAAGAGCUCUUAAUGCUGCAUGUCCCAGCAGUGACAAGCAGAACCAGAUGAUUGAACGUUCAAGUGAGAGGAAGGGCAUCAUGAUCCCCAAUGUCUGUGUUCUGUCACUAUUCAAAGAUGGGGGAGUUGGUCUGUACCACCUGAGGAGAAAGCAGUGGAUCUUUAACAGGGAACAUGGCCACACUGAAACGAUAUUUGACUGUAGCUUCAAGCCCGAGGACAGUGACCUUUUAGCAACAGGAUCCUUUGAUGGGUCAAUAAAGAUAUGGAAAAUUGACACCAUGGAAGCAGUUGACACAUUGCCCAAUAGGGACACUAUCAUCUACAGCUUAUCAUGGGCACCUGCAGACCUUAAUUGUAUUGUAGCAGGAACUUCUGGGGGUGAAGUCUUUAUCUGGGAUGUUGGCAAACACAAGAUCCUCCAAGAUAUUAUAUCACAUAAGGACAAAAAAGUGUUCUGUGUGGCAUGGAAUCACAAGGACUCCAGGAGAAUAGCCUCAGCAGGUGAAUCUGGAUACUGUUACGUGCACCAAGUGAGUGGUACUCUGGUGCACGACUAUCGACACCCUGGACCAGUGUACGGAUGUGACUGGCGUGAUGCAGAUAUCUUGGCUACAGGCUGUGAGGAUGGAAAAAUUAGAAUCUUUAAUGUUACCAAGAACAGAAAGGAACCUGUUAGUGAACUGAAAGCUCACUUGAAAAAGGUAUUUCGGGUAAAGUGGAACCCAGUUUAUGAAGACAUCCUGUGUAGUGGUAGCGACGAUUCGUCAGUGAGGAUAUGGUCGUACUCAAAAGCUCAGUGUCUGACCAUUCUCGUGGGGCACUCAGAUAACGUCCGAGGCCUGGCAUGGUGCCCAGAGGUGCCCUACUUACUCAUUUCGGGGUCAUGGGAUAGGACGAUGAGGGUGUGGGAUUGCUGAUAUGCCAAUUGCUUGAUGUUGUUUUUGGAC